Messenger RNA from Adineta ricciae, 801 nucleotides. The record is from the annotation of a GenBank genome assembly. Lineage: Eukaryota; Metazoa; Rotifera; Eurotatoria; Adinetida; Adinetidae.
AUGUCAAGUACAGUUGAUAUUAAACCAACGAUUCCUGAGACAUUGUUGAAUGAUCUCACUAAACAACAACAACAACAGCAACAGCCGUUGACUGUUCGAGAAAAAAUUGUGAAUUUAUUUCAAGAAUUAGAAACGACACGUGAUGAACAACGACGGGUUAAUACGGAAUUAGAAAAAGAACUUCAAUCUCGAAUCGAAGCUGAAGCAGAAGCGGCGCAUUUGCGACGUCAAGUACAACUAGUUGAGGUCAAUCUAGACAAUACAACAGCUCGGGUUAAUCAUGUUACAACGCAAUUGAUCGAAGUUAUCAAAGUAUCUGAAGCAGCCCGACAUGUUUGUACUAAUCUUGAAAACAAACUAACGGCUGUGAAAGAUAAAGAAAUCGAUUUAGACGACGAAUUGAGAAAAGCAAAGGAAUGUAGUAUUGAAACAGACAAACGUUUUCAAGAGACAUCUAAUAAACUAAAUGAAUUACAAGAACGUUUCGAACACACCGAACGUCGAUCAUCGAAUGCGGAACAACGAAUUACAAAUCUUGAACAAGAUAUUCGACAUGCAUAUGUUGAAAUGAAAUCAUUAAUGCAAACUGAAGAAAAAGCACAUGGAACGGAAGAAAAAUAUCGAAAAACAAUCGAAGAUAUUCAAGCUAGACUUAAAUCAGCUCAACAACGGACUGAUGAAGCAGAGACUGAUGUUGGUAAAUUACAACUUAAAGUUGACAAACUCAAAGAAAAACUGGCCGAUGAACGAAACAAAAGUCGUCAAUUAGAAAAAAUGAUGGCAGCUUCAUCAGCAUUAUAA